This is a messenger RNA of Plasmodium vinckei vinckei, 1233 nucleotides long. RefSeq names its product conserved Plasmodium protein, unknown function. Gene Ontology annotation, biological process: folic acid-containing compound biosynthetic process; tetrahydrofolate interconversion. Lineage: Eukaryota; Apicomplexa; Aconoidasida; Haemosporida; Plasmodiidae. The record is from RefSeq and is a predicted model, not a curated record. Gene Ontology annotation, molecular function: 5-formyltetrahydrofolate cyclo-ligase activity. The transcript has a single exon. The coding region runs from base 1 to 1233 and encodes 410 amino acids.
AUGAAUAAUCAAAAUAACAUUGUCCUUAUUAAUUUAAAAAAUUAUGAAUGUAAAUAUAAUAAUCAAGAGGUCAAACAAAAUGUGCGAAAUAAUGCAAAAAAGGUUCGAGAGAUAUUUCUUAAAAACUUGACAAAUGAAGAAAGAAAUCAAAGUUUCAAUAAUUAUGAACAAAAUAAAACCGAAAAUUAUCAACAAGACAUACAAAAUGAAAAAAACAUAUUUGGAUAUAAAGAUUAUUUAUAUACAAAUUUGAUAAGACAAUUGUAUUUAUUCCUAUCCUCAAUGGGUGUCAAUAAAAGACCUAUAAAUGAGAAUAAUGUAAAUAACAAAAUCGAUAAUAGUUAUCAAGAAAAUUGUCAAAAUCAUUUUAAUUUCAACAAAAUGUAUAAAUAUACAUAUAAUUAUAAGAAGAUGAUGAAGGAUGAUGUUAUAAAAUCAUUAAAAAAAUAUAAUAUAAAUAAAUUUGAUGAAAAUUUAGAAUUUUAUACAUACACUUUUAGUAAUAAAAAUAGUGAAAAUUUCAAAAGGGAUUAUGACAAAACCAAUUUUAAUAUAUGUAUAUAUUUACCUACAAAAAAAGAAAUUGAUAUAUUAUUUAUUAUAGACAUAUUAUAUGAUUAUUUUUAUUUUUAUUUAUAUAUACCUAUAACAACAAAAGAAAAUAAAUUAAUUUUUUUCCCAUUUUGUUUUGAAAAUAAUAUAAUAAUAAAACAUAAUUUUAAUAUUUUUGUCCCAUAUCUUUAUAUAUAUAAAAAUAAAUAUAUGGAACAAAACUCUAUAAAAUUUAAUUUGAAUUCUUUAAAUAUAAUAACAGAUAAAAUAUUUGAUUUACAAUUUCAAGAAAAUAAAACUAUUUUUUUUAUUCCUUUAAUUGCUUAUAAUAAAUAUGGAUGUAGAAUUGGUAGUGGAAAAGGAUAUUAUGAUAGGACAUUUAUAAGUCUAUAUAAAAAAGCAAAAAUCAAUGAUGAAAAAAAAAAUCAAUCCAUAAACCAAAUAACUAAUGCAACAAACUCAUACAAAGAAAGUGAGACAAACAAUUUAAAAGAAAACAAAAAUAAUGAAACUGAAAAAAAUAUUCAAAAUAUACUUAUUAAAAAAAACAAAAUAACAGAUCAUGUAAAAGUUAGUGUAUCAUUUGAAAUAUUUUUAUAUGACGUUGAUUUUAAUGAACCAACUGAUAUUAUAUUAGAUUAUAUAAUAAAUGAAAAAAAUAUUUAUAAAUUUUUAUUAUGA